AAUGGAAAGAAAAACAGAAGAGAUGCCCCUGUUUGUGUUUACGGUGGCAGAGUUCAACAAAUAAUCUUAUCUUUCGUUGAGAAUUGGUGUUGUGUAGUGUCCUUAUUAAAAAUAGAAUGUGCCCAAAACAUCUCUUCACCACUUUCGUGUUUCACGGGAUCACUAGGGCAGCUUACAAGCAGAGCUCAGAUUCUUGGUGCGGAGAAGCUCCUCUUUAAGCUUUGGGGACAGAGCAGGCUACCUAAAUUAUGAGAUCUUCUGAGACAGACCAGUAGCUCAAAAGGGAAAAUUUUCUUUCUCCAUCUCCUGUACUGGCGAAGAAGACUCUGUGGACUGGAGAAUCCAGCCAAGAGUCUGAUUGCUACACUGUGAGAACGCUUUUCCACAAAGAAACAUGUCUCUGCUUGUUAAUACAGUCUUCCUUAUCCUUGUGGGGCAACUUAAUAUGCUACAAGCUUUGCUCCCUAUUACAUCAAAUGACAUGGCCACUGAAGAAACCCCUUCUUUUCUCUGCAAACUGAAGUUUCUUCAAAUCCUUGAUUUGUCUGAUAACCAGCUGAGUGGCCCUAUACCCAGAUGUUUGGGCAACUUCAGUAAUUCCCUUUCAGUGCUGAAAUUACGAGGGAACAACUUCCAUGGAACCAUCCCUUUUGAGUUUCCAAAAGGAAAUAGUUUGAGAACAUUUGACCUCAAUGGCAAUAAACUUACAGGGCAAUUGCCAAAGUCUCUGGUUAAUUGCUUAAAGCUAGAGGUUCUGGAUUUUGGAAACAACCAGAUAGAGGAUACAUUCCCCCAUUGGUUGGGGUCUCUUCCUGAAUUGCAGGUUCUCGUUCUGCGGGCAAAUAAAUUCCAUGGCUCCAUCGGCCGUCCUGAGAUUGAUGCUUCCUUCGCCAAGUUUAGUAUCAUCGACCUCUCCUUCAACAAUUUCACAUCAAAGUUGCCUGCAGAAUACUUUUCAUCUUGGAAAGCCAUGGCCAUCGGAAAUAAGAACAAAUCUGAGGCUAAGUACGUGGGAGAUGGCUACUAUCAAGACUCAGUGACAGUGAUGAACAAAGGACUAGAAAUGAAAUUAGUUAGAAUCUUCACUGUUUUCAAAGCCAUUGAUUUCUCACACAACAGAUUCGAAGGAGAAAUACCAGAGAUUCUUGGGAAUCUUGGGUCACUCAUUGUUCUCAACUUGUCUUCCAAUAGUCUCACAGGUUCAAUUCCACCAUCAUUUGGAAAGCUCACAUCUCUCGAGUCACUGGACCUCUCUGGCAACAAGCUUGCUGGCAGAAUUCCUCCAGAGCUCAGGAGUCUGACAUUUCUUGCAGUCUUGAACCUCUCAAACAACCUUCUUGAGGGGCUUAUACCACAAGGCCUUCAGUUUGAUACAUUUACAAACAACUCUUAUGAGGGGAACUUGGGAUUAUGUGGAUUUCCAUUGUCAAAGCGAUGCGAGGAUGAUGUAGUGGUAGAUCAUUCACCACCAAUGGAGACAGAGGACUCUGGUUCUGAAUUUGACUGGACAGCCAUGUCCAUUGGAUUUGGAUGUGGAUUGGCAAUUGGGGUUGUUACAGGAAUUAUAAUUUUGUGGAAUGAACUUGAAUACUUAGUUAGGACCAUAAGAAUUAAAUAUCYGAUUUCAAGAAAGCAAAGCAUCAACUAGGAUUAGCUUCGUUUACUUUGUCAUUUUAUUGUGCUUGACAGAAGCUGUAGCUGGUUGGAAAGUUGAGAAUGUAAGGAAAAAAAUAAAAUCAGUUUGAUGGGUGGUCUUUCAAAACUCUGUACAACCGAACUUUGUUUGCAUCAGAAAUCUGUAAUUGACAAAACUAGAACCAUACAGUUGCGAUUGGCAAUUGGGGUUGUUACAGGAAUUAUAAUUUUGUGGAAUGAACUUGAAUACUUAGUUAGGACCAUAAGAAUUAAAUAUCCGAUUUCAAGAAAGCAAAGCAUCAACUAGGAUUAGCUUCGUUUACUUUGUCAUUUUAUUGUGCUUGACAGAAGCUGUAGCUGGUUGGAAAGUUGAGAAUGUAAGGAAAAAAAUAAAAUCAGUUUGAUGGGUGGUCUUUCAAAA
This is a messenger RNA of Nelumbo nucifera (sacred lotus), 2056 nucleotides long. RefSeq names its product receptor-like protein 32. Gene Ontology annotation, molecular function: protein binding. Lineage: Eukaryota; Viridiplantae; Streptophyta; Magnoliopsida; Proteales; Nelumbonaceae. The record is from RefSeq and is a predicted model, not a curated record.